Messenger RNA from Dromaius novaehollandiae (emu), 5371 nucleotides. It is a transcript of the gene ZRANB1, whose product is annotated as zinc finger RANBP2-type containing 1. Gene Ontology annotation, cellular component: nucleus; cytoplasm. The transcript is spliced from 12 exons. Gene Ontology annotation, molecular function: K63-linked polyubiquitin modification-dependent protein binding; cysteine-type deubiquitinase activity. The record is from RefSeq and is a predicted model, not a curated record. Gene Ontology annotation, biological process: cell migration; protein K33-linked deubiquitination; protein deubiquitination involved in ubiquitin-dependent protein catabolic process. NCBI's taxonomy places the organism in Eukaryota, Metazoa, Chordata, Aves, Casuariiformes, Dromaiidae. Bases 557 to 2683 code for a protein of 708 amino acids.
CGGGGCAGGGUGGCAGGCUGGGCUGACGUGAGGCUCCUUGCCGUAUGGGGGUUUAUUUUGCUUUGGGCCGCUCCAGCCGCCGCCAUUAGAGGAGCCCGGGGAGCGGGGCGAGCGGUUCCCCCCGGCCUCGCCGAGUGGGCGCGCCCGCGGCCGCGCCAGCCCGCCGCUGUGGGAGAGACCAUGUCCUGAGCGGGGAGAGGACGCCGCAGCCAGCGGGCCGGGGGUGGCGCGGGGCGCGGGCGGCUUCCAGCGCCGAGCGUGUGCCUGAGGGACGGCUCCCGGCGGCGGCGGCGGCGGCGCGGCCAGGCUACAUACGCUGUACUUGAACAGUCUCUACUCUCGUUAUCCAGCGCAUUAUAAACAAUGAAACUGGCAUAUGCAUUUAACACGUUGAUCUGUUUGUUGAUGCAAAAAUUAAAAGGAAUAGUUAUCUGCUUAGUCUCAUCCUUCGUACCUGGCAAUCUGAGGAAAAGGUCUGAGCCAGCAUGAAGACGGAAUCUCUUCUUCAUUAGAGAAAAACUUUCUGCCUGACGCAGUUCAUUUCAAGAAGUGCACGAUGACAGAACGUGGAAUUAAAUGGGCUUGUGAGUAUUGUACAUAUGAAAAUUGGCCAUCUGCAAUCAAAUGUACUAUGUGCCGUGCUCAGAGACCUAGUGGAACAAUUAUCACAGAAGAUCCAUUUAAAAGUGGUUCAAGUGAUAUUGGUAGAGACUGGGAUCCUACGAGCACUGAAGGAGGGAGUAGUCCUUUGAUAUGUCCAGAUUCUAGUGCAAGACCAAGGGUUAAAUCAUCUUACAGUAUGGAAAGUGCAAAUAAAUGGUCAUGCCACAUGUGCACAUACUUGAACUGGCCAAGAGCGAUCAGAUGUACUCAGUGCUUGUCUCAGCGCAGGACCAGGAGUCCCACAGAAUCUCCUCAGUCUUCAGGAUCAGGUUCAAGACCGAUUCCUUUUUCUGUUGAUCCAUGUGAGGAAUACAAUGACAGAAAUAAACUGAACACAAGGGCUCAGCAUUGGACUUGUUCUGUUUGUACAUAUGAAAACUGGGCAAAGGCCAGAAAAUGUGUCGUAUGCGAUCAUCCCAGACCUAACAACAUAGAAGCAAUAGAACUGGCAGACACAGAAGAGGCUUCUUCGAUCAUAAAUGAGCAAGACAGAGCUCGAUGGAGAGGAAGCUGUAGUAGUGGUAAUAGCCAAAGAAGAUCUCCACCUACAACCAAACGUGAAUCUGAUGUAAAAAUGGACUUCCAAAGAAUUGAAUUGGCUGGAGCUGUUGGCAGCAAGGAAGAACUUGAAGUUGACUUCAAAAAACUAAAGCAAAUAAAAAAUAGAAUGAAAAAGACUGACUGGCUGUUUUUAAAUGCUUGUGUUGGAGUUGUAGAAGGUGAUUUAGCUGCUGUCGAGGCUUACAAGUCAUCAGGAGGAGAUAUUGCGCGCCAGCUUACUGCAGAUGAAGUACGCCUGCUAAAUCGCCCUUCUGCUUUUGAUGUUGGGUACACGCUUGUACAUCUGGCUAUACGCUUUCAGAGGCAAGACAUGCUAGCAAUUUUGCUUACAGAGGUAUCACAACAUGCAGCGAAGUGCAUUCCUGCCAUGGUGUGUCCGGAGGUUACAGAACAAAUUCGUCGUGAAAUCGCUGCAUCUCUUCAUCAACGAAAGGGAGACUUUGCUUGCUAUUUUCUAACUGACCUUGUAACGUUUACGUUACCUGCAGAUAUUGAAGACUUACCGCCCACAGUCCAAGAAAAGUUAUUUGAUGAAGUACUUGAUAGAGAUGUUCAGAAAGAGCUAGAAGAGGAAUCUCCCAUUAUUAACUGGUCACUGGAACUGGGUACGCGCUUGGACAGCAGAUUAUAUGCACUUUGGAAUCGGACUGCAGGGGACUGCCUGCUUGAUUCAGUACUACAAGCCACUUGGGGCAUUUACGACAAGGAUUCAGUGCUGCGGAAAGCUCUUCACGACAGUUUACAUGACUGCUCACAUUGGUUCUAUACACGCUGGAAAGAGUGGGAAUCGUGGUAUUCCCAAAGCUUUGGUUUACAUUUCUCAUUGCGCGAGGAACAGUGGCAGGAAGACUGGGCAUUCAUACUCUCUCUUGCGAGCCAGCCUGGAGCAAGUUUGGAGCAGACACACAUUUUUGUACUUGCACAUAUUCUUAGAAGACCAAUUAUAGUUUAUGGAGUAAAAUAUUAUAAGAGUUUCCGGGGAGAAACGUUAGGAUAUACCCGUUUUCAAGGUGUAUAUUUGCCUUUGUUAUGGGAACAGAGUUUUUGUUGGAAAAGUCCUAUUGCUCUGGGCUACACAAGGGGCCAUUUCUCUGCUCUGGUUGCCAUGGAGAACGAUGGCUAUGGCAAUCGAGGUGCUGGUGCUAACUUGAACACUGAUGAUGAUGUUACUGUUACUUUUUUACCGUUGGUUGAUAGUGAGAGGAAAUUAUUGCACAUUCACUUCCUUUCUGCUCAAGAGAUAGGUAAUGAAGAGCAGCAAGAAAAGCUGCUUCGGGAAUGGCUGGACUGCUGCGUGACAGAAGGAGGAGUUCUCGUUGCUAUGCAGAAAAGCUCUCGUAGACGCAAUCAUCCUCUGGUCACCCAAAUGGUAGAGAAGUGGCUUGAUCGCUACCGACAGAUCCGCCCUUGUACAUCCCUUUCCGAUGGUGAGGAAGAUGAGGAUGAUGAUGAUGAAUGAUGAUGAAAUUGGAGCGAAAACUACCAGCGCAUAGUGUCUGACCCGGAGUUAGCAUUGUGCUAUAGCAGUUCGUUGUGGAACGACCUAAUUCUAGAAGAAACAUGCUGUAAAGGAUUUUUCUAACCGGCAUGGGGAGAAUCUAGAAGCUCAUCUGCUGUGUGAAGAGAGCUAAAUGGGCUGGACUACAGUUUGUACAAAAACAAAAAGAAACAAAAAACAGCUAAUUUUAUUAUCAAGACAGAAAAAAACCAUUUUUCUUUCUGAUUGUAAAUCUGUCUAUAAAUGUACCGCAUGUGGUUGUGUAAGAGGUUGUGUAAUAGGAAAAGUAUACCAGCAUCUUAAUUAUUGCAAAGAAAUUUUUCAACUAAGGGCACUUACGAAAGCACAUGUUAGAUGGAUAUCUGUUCCCUUUGAGAUUCUUUUACAGUAGAACUUGGUAUUCUACAUCAUCUUUUAGAUACUCUGACACGUUUCCGUGAAAAGCCCUUUUAUGUGAAAUCUCACUAGUGCCCGAGUCAGAUGGUGAGGUUUUUUUGUUUGCACAAAAUAUCCACAGCAAGUCAUACGUAAAAAACCAUUCAUUAUUUUACUAAUAUUUUAGUUACUGCUGUGCCCAUUAUAAUAAAAUCUAAUAUCUACGGAACAAACUGGAAGAGUAGCUAAAUUUUUCAUUGAGUGAAAUGAUCUCUUUCCUGAAAAAGUAUUUUAUGUGUUUUUUUUCUUCUAAUAGUUAAUAGAUUCCUUCAAUAUACUUAAGAAUAUUUAUUCCGAGAAGUGACCUAAAAUAAAAGGGUUUUAGUCCAGUGAGCCUAUACUUAAAAAAAAACCUUGUGUGAAAUUUGAGAAAUCAAACAUGAUUCAGAAUUUCAUAUUGCCCAAACUCAAUCUUGCUGUGAUACAAACUCUGUCAUUUUAUCAUUUAUUCUUUCAUCGAGCUAAACAUUGCUGCAAAUGAAAAAAACACCUUUUUAAAGGGUUGCUCCUUGGUCAUUAAAUCUAGUGAGAAAACACAUGGCAGUUCUAAUUAAAAAGAAGAAUCUAUGCUAAAGUUGUUUUUACAAGCACUGUGUUAUAUAUUUCUCAGUAUGUAAACCUGGGAAUUUCUUGCAUGUUGAUUGAUGUGGCCAUACUUAAACUUAUGUAAGUUCCUAAGAUUGUAAGUUCAGAGUAUAUUCUCCAGUAGAAAUUUUAUAUAUAUUUGGUAACUUUAGCCAUGUAACCUGUAAUGGAUAAAGUUUAUCUAAAGUCUCACUUAAACACUAAAGGUUAAUGCCAGUUUUUACAUAUACAGUGCAAUUCAGGUUGUCUUGAAAAGCACUUUUGAUGGUGUGGUGGUUGAACAGGGAAUUCUGCAGUAGAUUAAAUUGUUUUAAUGAGAAUUUGGAAAGAAGCCCCAUAGCACAUAUUUUUACGUAGUUCAAAGCUAUGGAAACCCUGAGGAACUUGCUGCUUUUUUUCUUCCAAAUGCUGCUUAGAUGGUGUUGAAACGUGCACAACUCCUACAUAAACUUGGUGACAACACCAAAAGUAUAGAAAUAAUGAAGUACUGUAUUAACUUAGCAAUUUUCCCAUCACAGAUUCCACUGAGGUUUAUUAUGAAAUGUUUUCACAUUUUUGGCCAUUCGAUCUCCUCUGAUUGGUGCAUGUGCAAAUUUUCAGGUAAAGGAAUGCAUGUUUAUCUGCAAUAUAUGUAUGAUUUACCUGAAUUAAAUAGGCAAAUCGUAGAUACUGAAGAGGUUCCUUACAAGCAUAUAGUCCUGUUCCAAGUUUGCUUUCUAAACUGAUAUAUCUAUUUUUUUGUCCUUAUUCUUCCAAUUUCUUCUUACCUUGCAGUGAAAUCCUCGUAUACCUUGUCUAAUUGAUGACUUAAGAGAGUCUCCGUCAGGGGACCUGAAUGCAGAGUAAGCUGGGGUGAGAAUUUGCGUUAUGUGAGCUGGUCUGCACCGUCUGCUUGGGCGGGUACCAUUUUUCUGGCAUGGCGUGACUCAGUACGCUUUUAGAAGGCCCUUUUAGCUCAGGGCUGAGCAUCCCACCACGGGAACCGCACGUGCAGUGACCAGACUGCUGUAAAUUCGUAUCCCAGCUUGCGCAGGGCUAACUUCCCUGUGCGGACACCUGUUUAAAUAGACAAAAAGAUAGGUUCCUACCUCCAGUAGGCUACUUCAAGGGACACGUCAAACCUUGUGCAAAACUUUACCCCUAGCCCCCCACCCCUCUCUUUUUGCAGUCAUGUUCCGUUUAAGGAAGUUAAGCUUCCUUGUAAAAUGGGGAGAAACAAAUGUGAAAAUCUACCUUGAGCCAAAUUCUUCUAAGAGCACACCUGUGCUUCUCCCUCCUGGUGACUCCCGGGCAGCCUGCGCUGUGGCCUGAUCGCCCCGUCCCCAGCACACACUUUACAUAGCAAGUGGAAGUUUACCGUACAGUCCGUGACAGCUGUAUUUACAAAGCAUGCACCGUGCUCGCUGAUACUUAGCCAGUUCUGGUAUGAGAGGACAGUCCUGGUACUCCAGAGCUUUUGGGCUUUCUCACUCGUUAUUGUUUUGUUCUGAUGUGCUGUAAAAUGGUAUGUUCAGGUUAAUGAGCUUCGCCGGUCAUUUUGGAGCUGGUGAAGUGUCUCUCUUCAAAUCAAAGUAAUCCAAACCUCAUGUACCUGUAGAUUAAAGAGAUGCAAACCCUUGCUUUGUGCUA